AUGGCUGCGACUCGCGGCGAGGAGAAAAUCUGCAUGAGCAUGUAUCAACGCAUUAAUGGCGCUGACUGGCGCAAUAUUUUCGUCGUCGGCGAUCUGCAUGGGUGCUACACGCUGCUGAUGAAUGAACUCGAAAAGGUUUCGUUCGACCCUGCGUGUGAUUUGCUGAUUUCGGUUGGAGACCUUGUUGACCGCGGCGCGGAAAACGUCGAGUGCCUGGAGCUGAUUACUAUGCCUUGGUUCCGGGCUGUGCGAGGUAACCAUGAGCAGAUGAUGAUUGAUGGGCUAUCGGAGUAUGGAAACGUUAACCACUGGCUGGAAAACGGCGGCGUGUGGUUCUUCAGUCUUGAUUAUGAAAAAGAGGUGCUGGCUAAGGCUCUGGUUCAUAAAUCGGCCAGCCUGCCAUUCGUCAUCGAGCUGGUUACCGCUGAACGUAAAAUCGUUAUCUGCCACGCUGACUACCCGCAUAACGAAUAUGCGUUCGACAAGCCGGUCCCGAAAGACAUGGUCAUCUGGAAUCGUGAACGGGUUAGCGACGCUCAGGACGGCAUUGUCUCGCCGAUAGCUGGUGCUGAUCUGUUUAUCUUCGGCCACACCCCUGCGCGCCAGCCCCUGAAGUAUGCCAACCAGAUGUACAUCGAUACUGGUGCCGUGUUCUGCGGAAACCUCACGCUGGUACAGGUUCAAGGUGGUGCCCAUGCGUAA
This is a messenger RNA of Auanema sp. JU1783, 702 nucleotides long. The record is from the annotation of a GenBank genome assembly. NCBI's taxonomy places the organism in Eukaryota, Metazoa, Nematoda, Chromadorea, Rhabditida, Rhabditidae.